Molecule: messenger RNA, 4551 nt
Organism: Toxorhynchites rutilus septentrionalis
Lineage: Eukaryota; Metazoa; Arthropoda; Insecta; Diptera; Culicidae
Gene: atl
Product: atlastin
Exons: 8
Coding region: 537-2165 (542 amino acids)
Biological process (GO): endoplasmic reticulum organization; protein homooligomerization
Molecular function (GO): GTP binding; GTPase activity
Source: RefSeq, a predicted model, not a curated record
CUUUAAAUCGAGGUGAUGCUUUCGGUUCCAACUUGAACCGAUUACGUUGUGUGGCAUAAGACGAGGUGUUGGCAUUUAUCGCAGUGGCCUUUGCUGUUAUUGUGUGACGAAACGUUCGAUGACUAUUAGAGCCUACUUAGCCAGUUAUACGUGGAGCGAGAUUCCAUUCGAUUCCAAAGGUUACAGCGCUGAUAACAAACUUCAUUUUUAUCAUACAUAACAGCAGCGAAGCGAAGAAGAAUGGGGUGCAAUGAGUGAGCCCAAAAUCAGGACAAGAUUUAAUGUUGCCCAGAAAUUAGGGAAAUGGAUUUAGUUUCAGCAGUACAUUCAUCAUCAGUAUCAAUAUUGGGAGAAAAGCAGCAGCGAAAUUGCAGCGGAUACAAAAUAUCAAGUAACGUUGUGGAUUGUGGAGGAGCGGGAGAUAAAUUAGUGAAAUAAAUAUUAUUAGCAUUAAUCCAUCGUAUCUGAGGAACGCGGGGAGCAAUAGCGACAUCGCUUAUAUCACCGACAUAGGAGGACAAGUUGGCGAGAACGACAUGGAGGCGAAACCGGUGCAGGUGGUUGAAUCCGGCGAAGAGCAUAGUUUUCUUCUAAACGAGGACGCCCUGAACGAGAUUCUGCUCCAGGAAAAUGUGCGCGAUCGGACAGUGGUGGUCGUUUCGGUGGCCGGUGCCUUCAGGAAGGGCAAAAGUUUUCUUCUGGAUUUCUUCCUGCGCUAUAUGUACUCAAAGUACGUACACCAUCAGAGCGCAUCGGAGUGGCUGGGCGACGAGAAUGAACCAUUGACUGGUUUCUCGUGGCGUGGAGGAAGUGAACGUGACACCACAGGCAUUCUUAUGUGGUCCGACAUUUUUCUUCAUGACAAGCCAAAUGGCGAAAAGCUGGCCAUCAUUUUAAUGGACACACAAGGCGCCUUCGACAGUCAAAGCACAGUGCGAGAUUGUGCCACGGUGUUUGCCCUCAGCACAAUGCUAUCCUCCGUACAGAUAUACAACCUGUCACAAAACAUCCAGGAAGACGAUCUACAGCACCUACAGUUAUUCACCGAGUAUGGCCGCCUUGCUUUAGCAGACUCUGGCAAGAAACCGUUCCAGCGGUUGCAGUUCUUAGUGCGCGACUGGAGUUUUCCCUACGAAGCGGAGUAUGGUGCCUUGGGUGGUGAGGUGAUAUUGAAGCGACGGUUAGAGGUGCAGGACAAGCAACAUCCAGAGCUACAAUCGCUUCGGCGCCACAUUACGUCCUGCUUCACCGAAAUUGCCUGCUUCCUCAUGCCCCACCCUGGCCUUACAGUUGCCGUGAACCAAACCUUUGACGGGCGACUGGCGGACAUAACAGCCGAGUUCAAAAACAGCCUGAAGGAGCUGGUGCCCAUGUUGCUAUCUCCAGAGAACCUCAUCGCAAAAGAAAUUAAUGGACAGAUGGUGAAAGCACGCGACUUGGUGCAGUACUUCAAAUCGUACAUGGCCAUCUAUAAGGGCAAUGAACUACCCGAGCCGAAGAGCAUGCUGGUAGCGACGGCGGAAGCAAACAAUCUGACGGCAGUUGCCGCAGCCAAGGAGAUCUACACACAAUUGAUGGAGGAUGUAUGCGGAGGAACGAAGCCAUAUCUCAACUCGGGACAUCUAGACUCAGAGCACAAUCGGAUUAAGGAGAAGGCGCUGCAUCAGUUCUCCUCCAAGCGCAAGAUGGGUGGUGAAGAAUUUUCGGAGAAGUACCGCGAGAAGCUCGAGCAGGAUCUGGAGGAGUCGUUCGUGACGUUCAAGGCCCACAACGAGAGCAAAAACAUCUUCAAGGCGGCCCGGACGCCAGCCGUUUACUUUGCGAUCGCCGUGGUGAUGUACAUAUUCAGUGGCAUCUUCGGUCUGGUCGGUCUGUACACUUUUGCCAACUUUGCCAACAUGAUCAUGGGUAUCGCACUGCUGACGCUGGCCACGUGGGCGUACAUCAGAUACAGUGGCGAAUUGAGCGAUUUUGGUGUGCGGUUAGACGAGAUAGCCAAUCUGCUGUGGGAAAAUAUUAUGAAACCAGUGUAUCAAUCCUGUAUGGAAAAAGGCAUCCAGCAUGUUGCUACUCACGCAACCGAGUAUGCAGUUGGGGGCUCUAUGGGGGCUUCCCCACGGUCUGUUGGAUCUCGGCAGCUGAACGGCAAAGUCAAACAUUCUUGAGAGUACGCUUCGGGUGGCACUGACAGUAGGCUGGGUAGGUGGUGGCGGCGGUGGCCUUUCAACAUUGGUACAACAGAUCGGAGCGAGACGGCGACUAUUGCCGCAGUAGCACCCGCAGGCGGUGCUUUAGCUUCCAGUAGAUUUGGCUGGUUGAUGUCUCCGCGAGCUUCAUCAUCGUCAGCUGUGGCAGUUGUCCCGAAUGCCGAAAGCAGCAACCACAGCCACACUUAUGGUAAUUACAAUAGGUUUAGUGUUCUUAUCGAUAGCCUUAGAGGUAAUAACAAUAAUACGGCAAAGGCGAGUGACUACAUCGACAACAACAACAGUAGGAUAGGCCCUGUGAUGAAAGUUUCACGGCGGAAUAUCGCUAGUAACGGCGGAGGACAGACUCCGUCCAGUUCGGGGGGAACUGACUAUACAUCAUCAACUAGCCGAAGAAAGACGAAAAACAAAACUUAGACCAUUUUAACGAAAACCAACAGGCAAAGUCGUCUCUAUCAAACUAGCGACAUCUAUCUGUGGAAUCUUCAAUACAGAAACAUCCUAGCAUCAGACCAGACUUAUUUAUUUUGCAUUUUUCGUUUAUAACUUUUGUUUAUUCAACCCAUUAUUAACUUAUUUACCACUAGCGGCUCACGAGAGAAUAUUUUAAUGUAGUAGAUAUUUUGUUUCCAAUGUGUUUUUUUCCAAUAGUAAUAAUCUUGAAUAUUGCAACGUACCACCUUUGACCCAAAAGCAAGCAUAACGACUGCGAUAUAUGUAUAUCAAUAAUCAGUAACGAAUCAAGAUUUAAAUGAAGGCACGUUUAACGCGUAUAAAAUCAAAAAUCGCAAAGAAUCACAUCAUUGAAACGCCGCACUCGUUAGGACGAUUGGAAUGAGAAUAAUUUCCUUCGAAACAUUCUCCGGUAAGCAAUUUCAACGCUCCAAUCGUGGUGAUGCUUCUGUUUUGUUUUUGAAAUGUGCCAAACCGAUUCUAACCACAAACACAGACUUGUGAUCUUAAGCUGCAUUUUGGGAUUAUGCUGAAUUCGAGCGACUGCUUAUAAGCAAUGACAGUGUCUCGACCGCGCUGUUUGAUAGGAGCAAAGCUCUGCAAAGCAUAAGAUGCUUUUUCUUGCCAACAAGGAGUAAUCUUUGUGACCAAUAAACGCUCGCUAGAUUUGUUGUGAGUACUGUUACGAAAAUAAACGUUUAUAGAAGUUUUAUUUGCGUCCCGAGGCGACCCAAUCGGAGUUAUUGGUUCACUCCGGAAAGUUCUUCCCUUCCUUUGGUAGAUUUCUAUUCUAGCCGAUUCAAUCAAACUAUGUUUGUAAAUACAUCCCGCUGUUUCGAUUAUAAAAUUUAAAAAAGGCAUUGAGUUACGUUAAUAACACAAACAACUUUUAUUCAAAACAUUGGAGUUUGGAAACUCAGCAUCUCUUUUUGUUACCCAACAUGUGUCUAUUGUUUAGAUGGAAACACCUUAGCUAUGUUAAUCUGAUAAAAAAAUGUGCCCGAUGAUAGGGAACGAACGCGAGAAUAGUUCCACGUGGAUGUGAAAAUGCAAUAUAUUUUAUUGAUAUUUUAGUGUAACUAAACAAAAUAUGUCAUAGAGAUCAUUGUUAGAAUGUAAGAAAGGAAGAACUUGUUCAUCGAAUUCUACAACCCGGAUUGUUAGAUAGAGUAGCGGGAAUGUUCUUUCUUUGUUUUUUUUGUAAGAGAGCUACGACACAGACUCUUUUUUGUCUUCAUUCGAAUCGCGCGGUUUUCGUUUACCUGUUUCGGAAAUUUGAAAUGCAAUCAAAACCCAUGUUACAAUGUGCAUUUUGCUCAAUAGAUGUGAACCGUACUUAUAUGUUACGUGUUGUUUUAUUCUUUUCUUGUCUCCUCUCAUCGUAAACCUACCUAGCAUGAUCGAUCGGUUGUAAAUAAUAUCGGAUGAAAUAAGUGAGUUAAUUGUUGAUUUCUCACUUAUUUUUCUCGAUUCGAGUAGCAAUUGGUCUCCAUUGAAUUAUCCAAGCAUAUUUGUGAUCGUAUAACGUUUACUGUCGGGUCGAAUUAUUGUUUGGAGCAAACAACCUACAUAGAAAAUGAGAGUGACGGCAUAAUUUUAUGGAUUUUUCACUUGCUCCUCAAGCGAUUAAAUCACAAAUUGACCCUCAUUCACUGCUAUAUUGCCGUCGAGCGUGAAAGUUUCACGGUAAACAGAAAUUAUUAUACAGUAAACAGGAUUAGUAAAUUAAGUAAAUAGAACCUACGACAGGCUACAAUCAUCCGCACAGGGUGAAAGAGAGAAUACAAUGUGCCGCGUGCAGGAGUAAAGUGGAUCAAAAAGAGUAAACCGUAAUAAGCAGAGCAAGAAUUAUGAUGUGAAUUAUUUUUAUAUUAAAGUUACUAAAAAAUAA